GUCAAAACCCUCCCCAUCUACCCAACCACCAGCAAAUGGUAGAGAAAGCACAGAUUACAGAACCUUUUCCUUUCCAGUACUGCCUACAAUUACAAACUAGAACGACCAAACAUUUGAGCAAAGUCCACCACCAACAUCAUUUUUCACUCUUCCUCUUUUGGAAUUUCUUUCCGCAACUCUCAUAACUUUUUUCACUCUGUUUUUUCUUCACCCAAAACAACAGCAACUCAAAAAAAAAAAAAAAAUGGCGUUUUGGUGUUGCUCUCCAAGAUUCCUUAUUUUCCUCUUCCUCGUUUCGGCAAUUCCCAUCGCUUACAUCAUAUCUGAAGAACGUGUCAAGUCUCACAACCAUGUUUUCCACUACCACAGCGCUGGCUUUUUCCGGGAGUGCGCCAAGUGGGAUGAUCAGGGCCGUCGAUUCCUUGUUACUUUCUUGGAAGGUGGCGUCGGUGAAAUCCAUGUUCCCGACGAUUACACCCGCGAUGUCGUAUUGAAAGAGGUCACAGUGGUCAAAGACUUUGACUUAACCGGAAACGCUUCCCUCGGCAUCGCUAUUGAUCGCCCUAGAAAUCGGCUUCUUGUGGCUGUAGCCGACUUGCUCCGCAACCGAUACAGUGGUCUAGCAGCUUAUGAUUUGUCCACGUGGAAGCGCCUGUUUCUAACCCAGCUCAGCGGCCCUAGUGAUGAGAAGUCCUUCGCGGAUGAUGUUGCUGUAGAUGCAGAUGGUAAUGCGUAUGUUACUGAUGCCAAAGCCAGUAAAAUUUGGAAGGUUGGUGUCGAUGGUGAGUUCUUGUCUAUCCUCAGAAGCCCACUCUUCACUCCAAAAGAGUGGUACAAAAGCUUGGUUGGAUUGAACGGAAUCGUUUACCACCCAGAUGGCUACUUGAUAGUAAUUCAUACUUUCAGUGGCAAUCUGCUUAAGAUUGAUCUAGCCAAGGGAUCAGAGGAAGUGAAGUUGAUUGAAGUUGGUGGAGGUCCACUAGCAUUUGGUGAUGGUCUAGAGCUAAUUUCUCCAACUAAGCUUAUAGUUGCAGGGAACCCUUCUGGGAGAUUGGUAGAGAGCUUGGACGGAUGGGAGACGGCUUUAGUUGUGGCAAAGUUUAAGGGUCCUAUGCAUCGUUUGGCCACGGCGGCGACUGUGAAAGAUGGGAAAGUUUAUCUCAACCAUAUGGUUGGUAUGGGGUACCCCAAGAAGACACAUGCCCUUGUUGAGUUUGUACUCUAAACUUGAAAAUGAAUUAUCGUAUUGGCAAAUGAACUUGCAGUUACGGGAUAUAAUUAAUCGAAUGGAAAUUGUUGUUUUCAGGGUUUUCACGUUUUAUUGUAUCAAAAAAUGGA
Durio zibethinus is the source of this 1338-nucleotide messenger RNA. RefSeq lists its product as uncharacterized. NCBI's taxonomy places the organism in Eukaryota, Viridiplantae, Streptophyta, Magnoliopsida, Malvales, Malvaceae. The record is from RefSeq and is a predicted model, not a curated record. Gene Ontology annotation, cellular component: endoplasmic reticulum.